UUAUUAUUAUAAAAUUAAUAUCUGAGGUGUUGGCCGUUCUGACUGUAGUUCUUCUUUGAGUUUGAUGUCCCAAGCAUCGCGUCUUCAGCUGAGCAUUUUGUUGGCAUUCAUUGUAUUGAUGGUACCGAUCCAGUUGUUUGGAGUCUUCAAGUUAGUAAUAGCUUUCUCCACGUUCUAGCGCGUGACGGCAUUCCUCAUCAAGUAACAUUAGUUCUACUCAUUUUUAGCUAGUUAGAGCCAGGGCUCGCCAAAGGCUUGUUAUUGUCGUGGCUUUCCACUUCGGAAAUAGCGGCAGCAUGACCACGUCGACAGCAGUGGUGAACUUCAAGAGUCUUCUGGCCCGAAGCAGCGUACACAGCUGUGUCGAUAGUGUCAGUUGUGAUGGCCCUACCGGCUGUAGCUUCAGUGAAAACAGGAGUAAGCAGGACGACGUCGAGGCGACGACCUCUCCGUUGCCACUAAGUCAGGAUCGUCACGUCUCGCAUGCCGAGUGCGCCUGCACGGGAUUGGACGGCAAUGGUAGCAGUGAGGGAUACUCAUCAUCAUUCCUUUCUUCGCUCGCAGUACGUUGUAACAGUGAGCAAAUACAAAAUUUACAUCGGAGCAGUGCGGAGUGUAGUUCGAGUAGCGCAAGUAGUGCCAACGUCAGUAACCAUGGUAACGCCGGCACUGACAGUAGGCUGAGUAGCGCCAGUAACCAUGGUAACGCCGGCACUGACAGUAGGAUGAGUAGCGCCAGAAACGCUUCGAGCUAUUCCUCUAGCGCAAGGCAAGACUGCGCAGGCGCCGACCUGCUUGCUGAGGUGAACACACUGGACCUGUUCCACACAGUGGCUGGCCUGUAUGCUCGCAGUUUUCCUUCAACGGACAUUGAUGAUAUCUACAGUAUCCUGGCUGCUGACAGUACGCGCACCAUACUACUGUACACGGAUAUGGAGACUGCCGUGAUGGAAUGCCAGAAAGCCUACAAGGACAGUAGCCAUGGGACAGAUGCCUCCGAUGUGACUCCUGUGCCUGGUGCCGAUGGCGAUGACACCGACAGCACUACUACAGGUGACGAGGAAGAAGAAGAAGAAGAUGACGACGACGAGCCAGCGAGUGUCCUGUCCGGUGUGUUCAGUGAUUCAUCAUCGGAGGAGGAGGAAUCGGACGAAGAGGACGACGAGGAUCAGACCGAUGGCCAUGGUUGCCGGGGACAGGCAGAGUUCUUGCACAGGGUAGCGGUCAGGAGGAACUUACGCCACUCCAACAAAUGGAACUGCUCAAGUGUGGGCAUCGAGUCUCGACUGGCCGGUGCACUGACGUUUCGCUGGGUUCUGCACGGGAAGCUGCAGAGGCCUCUGGUGCACAUCGGCCUGUUUGCAAUUCGGCCUAGGUACAGGGGCCGUGGACUCGGCACCAACCUACUGCAGCAAGUGAAGAAGCAGUCCGUUUCAGGAAAUUACUCCGCUAUCAUCUGCUACGCUGACGAGCGGGCAGUGGACUACUUCAAGAAGAACGACUUUGACGAUGAUCCCGUUCUUUGCAUGCAAUAUAUUGAUGCUAUAGACCCAUGGCACUCCAGCACGUUUAUGUGCUACAUCUCCGGGCACUACCGCAAGGAUGCUUCUGAAGAUUCUGGUGAUGACCGUCACUUUCUCGUUGAUGCCGAGUCAGAAAUGUCAGCCUGGAAGACUUCACAGGUCACAGCUUACCAGCAACAGGUUGCACUGUUUAAACGAAUGAAAUGUCACAUUCAAGAGUUGGAAGACACGGUGUCCAAACAGCAGAGUGAGAUUCGCUACCUAACGGGCAAACUCCGGGCCUUUGAAGAGUCUAUAGACACUAGAAGUGCUGAAGAUGCAAGGUCCGGCAGAGCUGACCAUGCUGCAGACGAUGACAUCGCUAUUAAGCAACUAGAUCUGCUCCCGGGACUGGUCAGAAAGUCAGCAGGGGCCGUCUCCCGCUUUUGGACGCUGGACAUGAAGGGCAUGGACAUGAAGGGCAAAGUCAGCACGAAACAUAAUUAUUGAUACAUCGUGUGCUCCACCCGCAGCACCCGCAGCAGCUACCUCGCACCCCAGUACAUGUACUCUUAGAGUCGCUCUUCUCACUGUGAUCACCACCCCGCCCGGUCAUGCAGUCUUGACCUGGGGUUCUAGGACCCGGUCAUGCUGCCUUGACCUGGGGUUCUAGGACCCGGUCAUGCUGUCUUGACCUGGGGUACUAGGACCCGGUCAUGCUGUCUCGACCUGGGGUUCUAGGACCUGGUCUCUCUCUCUCUCUCCUCUUUCACUUUCUCCUCUCUCGUGUUUUUUGUAAAUAAUAAAACCGGAACACAAUGAA
Molecule: messenger RNA, 2325 nt
Organism: Sycon ciliatum
Lineage: Eukaryota; Metazoa; Porifera; Calcarea; Leucosolenida; Sycettidae
Exons: 12
Coding region: 297-2012 (571 amino acids)
Molecular function (GO): acyltransferase activity, transferring groups other than amino-acyl groups
Source: RefSeq, a predicted model, not a curated record